UGGCUAUGGCGGUGCCCAGUUCGGCGAUGGAGACGGCCGCAAUGGGAGUGGAGGAGCUGGUGUGCGCGCAAGGCCGGAACCGAAAGGCCGUGCUGUGCCAGCGCUGCAGCUCUCGCGUCCUUCUGCCUGGGGCCGCUACCUUCACCCGCAGAGAGCUUUUUCUUCCUGCCAUGAAGAAGAAGACAGCACUGGUGGGUAACAGUGAUCUGGAAGGGGAUGUCCUACAGGACCACUGGCUGGUCGAUGACAUGUUCUCUUUCGAAAACGUUGGCUUCACCAAGGAUGUUGGGAAUAUAAAGUUCCUAAUCUGUGCAGACUGUGAAAUUGGUCCGAUUGGCUGGCACUGCUUGGAUGACAAAAAGAGUUUCUAUGUGGCCUUGGACCGCGUGUCUCAUGAAUGACUGGUGACCAAAAGACUAAUGAGCCUCCUGGCAAGCCAGUUAGGCCAUCCUAAAGGUAUCCUGCUUCCCUCUAGUGAACUAAUGUCCACUUUGUAAUGCCAACAUGCCGCCUUGAAAAUGGCACUGGUAUGGUGCCGUAACCUGAUGCGUCAAAAGAAGUAUCUGUUUAUAUCGAUUGUCAACUCUCCUUCUGAUUUAAGUUUUGCCGUGACUCUGUUCCUGUGUAAUACCUUGCAGAUUGAUGUGGGUAUGUUUUGAAACAAAGGCCUACCUGUGCAAAUUGGUGGUUUACCUUGUUUAAAUAUUAAGUCCUCUGAAAAAUGACCAUAUAAUGCAACUGGGAAUGAGUCUUCUAGACAUUGCUUUUUGCAGCAUCAGAUGGAGUUUUAAAGUUUUCUGCUCUAUUUUGGACCAAAAGGUACAUACUUCUCAUUUAAUUUUUACAGGCAUAACAGCUAUAUCUGUCAGUUUCCACUUUAUGAUGAUAAUCUAUUAUUGAAAGCCAGGUCUUAGUUGCAGAAGGACAUUUUUAAUGGGGGAAAUCAGAUGAUGUUUUAAGAGUGCAAAAAGGGUCAUUUUAAAAUUGCAAGAAGAGAAUGUCACUGGAGACUAAUUCUUUAUAAAUAUUUGUAUUUAAUUAAACUUAAACCAAGCUUCA
Elgaria multicarinata webbii is the source of this 1059-nucleotide messenger RNA. It is a transcript of the gene RABIF, whose product is annotated as RAB interacting factor. Gene Ontology annotation, molecular function: zinc ion binding; guanyl-nucleotide exchange factor activity. The record is from RefSeq and is a predicted model, not a curated record. Gene Ontology annotation, biological process: post-Golgi vesicle-mediated transport; small GTPase-mediated signal transduction. The transcript is spliced from 2 exons. Gene Ontology annotation, cellular component: cytosol; membrane. NCBI's taxonomy places the organism in Eukaryota, Metazoa, Chordata, Lepidosauria, Squamata, Anguidae. The coding region runs from base 6 to 401 and encodes 131 amino acids.